Macrosiphum euphorbiae (potato aphid) is the source of this 327-nucleotide messenger RNA. The record is from the annotation of a GenBank genome assembly. Lineage: Eukaryota; Metazoa; Arthropoda; Insecta; Hemiptera; Aphididae.
AUGGAAAAAAGUGAAAAGUUAUUAUUUCCUUUGUGUUAUAAAUGUGCUGUAGACCAAAAUGAAGAGGAAGAAAUAGAUGAAAUGGUUUUGCUGGAUCUUACUGAAACUAUGGUUGAACAGUUAUUCCCCAAAAUGGGCCAGGGUUCUAAGUUUUUAAGACAUUUGAAGGAAUUAAAAAUAGAAAAAAAUUUAUCUGGGAAAAACUCACCAGUUAUAACUCAACAUCCGUUAAUUGAUUGGACUAACAUAAGUAUUGAACUAUCAGAUGAAAUAGAAUAUAUUACUGAUAACGAUACUGCGAACGAUACUGUAAAUUGUACAGUGUAA